Molecule: messenger RNA, 696 nt
Organism: Ostertagia ostertagi
Lineage: Eukaryota; Metazoa; Nematoda; Chromadorea; Rhabditida; Trichostrongylidae
Source: the annotation of a GenBank genome assembly
AUGAUAGUGCCUGUUGUUCAACAACAAGCCGAACCUGCUCAGCGUGUGCAGCGGCGAAUCAUCGCCACCAAGUUGCUGCAAAAACUCGCCGACAUAUUGCCAGCUAAUGAAGUUCGGAAGGAGCUCGGUCCAUGUGCUCAGAUCUUGUGCCAAGAUAGCAAUUCAAAUGUUCGGACUUCAAUGGCACAACGACUGCCAGUCAUCGCCAGAGCACUCAAAAACUCCAGCGAUGUUGUCUCCCUGUUGUUGCCAUGUUUUGUACAGUUAUACAAGGACGAUGAUAUGACCGUCAAAGAGGCCUGCAUGAACAACAUCGCUCAGUGCAUUCCGCAUUUCACAAAUGAAGCAAAGAAGAACACAGUAUUCCCGCUGAUAAAGAAGUCAACUGAGCAGAGCUUGGAGCAGAAGGACGAUACUCUGAUGGUGAUUGCGAAGAAUUUUGGAGAAUGGUGCUACACACUACGCGAUGUACUGGAUCAGUUGGACCUGUGCUGGGUUCUGAACACGUACUGCAAAAUUGGUCAAGUUGCACUGUCAAAGGAAGAGAAUGCCACGCAAAAAGUGAUGCUGACAAUGUGCCGACGAAUGACCGGAUUCAACCUACCGGUGAGGCCUUCCAAAAACCGCUUUUCUUCUUUGCAAGUCGUGGAUUGCUACCACGAGCGGAUACGAUUCAUGCCACAUGGACAAUGGCUA